AUGGCCAGAUGUCAGGCACUGACAGUUGUGGUGAAAAUGUCAGGACCAGCUUCUAUUUUUCUAAAUUUUGUUCCUCCAGUUUCCUGGGCAACUCUGGAUCCUGACAAGUGGGAAUAUGAAGAAACUGCUUUAAAAAGGAAAAUUACAGUAGAACCUCAGAAUUACGAACAGCAGAGUUAUAAACUGACCAGUCAAUCACAAAUCUUAUUUGAAGCUGGAAGUACGCAGCCCAGACCAUAUCUGUUUAAAGAAGAGCAUAUAUUUCCUACACUCAAUGAAAAUGUUCCAGUAGUUAUUCUUUAUGCAGAAAUUGGCACAAAAGACUUUGUUAAAUUUCACACAGUUUUGUCUGAAAAAGUGCAAAAAAAAGAAAUUGUUUAUAUUCUCCGGCAUUAUGUUCAGAAACCAAGCUCCAGGAAAAUGUAUUUGUCUGGAUAUGGUGUGGAACUAGCUAUAAAGAGUACAGAAUACAAAGCAGUGGAUGACAUUCAGAUUAAAGCCACAAAUGACACAACGGAAAAGGAAGAUGACGAGGCAAGUGAAAUCCAAGGGUUUCUCUUUGGCAAAUUGAAACAAAUGUAUCCUGACCUUAAAGAUAAUCUGAAGGAGUUCAGAAAACACCUAAUUGAAAGUGCUAAUAACUUGGAACCUCUGAAAGUUUGGGAGUUACAAGAUUUAAGUUUUCAAGCAGCUUCUCAAAUUUUCUCCACCCCUGUUUAUAAUGUCUUAAAGGUAAUUAAAGGCAUUUCUCAGAACUUCCCAAUAAAGGCCAGAUCUUUGACCAGAAUUCCUGUUAACCAGCAAAUGCGAAACGAGAUAGAGAAAAAUCAGAAGCAUUUCCAUGAAAAACUCAGAAUUCAGCCUGGAGAAGCACGUUUAUUUCUAAAUGGCCUUCCUAUUGACCUGGACAUUCAUGAUCCAUUUAGUAUUUUGGAAACUCUGAAACUGGAAGGAAAAGUGCUUCAUGGACUUCAUGAACUUGGAAUCAAAGAGGAGGCCUUCAACAAAUUUAUUAGAUUACAGAUCCAUCCUGUGGAUGACAUUUGUGCAUUAGAUAUCCGUCACUCUUCAAUAAUAUGGGUUAAUAACAUAGAAGAAGAUAACAUCUAUAACAAAUGGCCCACAAGUUUUAAGGAACUGCUUAAGCAGACAUUUCCAGGAGUUAUACAGCAGAUUAGGCGCAAUUUGUAUAAUUUGAUACUGUUUAUUGAUCCUGUCCAGACACAUGCAGUUGAUUUUGUGAAACUAGCAGAAUUAUUCUUUCAUCACAAUAUACCACUUAGAGUUGGAUUUGUUUUCAUCCUAAAUACUAAUGAAGAAGUUGAUGGGAAUAAGGAUGCUGGAGUAGCUCUUUUUAGAGCUUUUAACUAUAUUAGAGAAGAAUCUGAUACCACUCAAGCUUUUAUCUCCAUGAUAAAUAUGUACCAUAAAAUGAAAGAUGGAGAAGUUUUCACUGUUAACCAUGUGAGGAAUGUUCUUAGAAAUGAGUUCCCUCAUGCUGAUAUUCAGAGUAUACUGGGUGUUGAUUCUGAUUAUGAUGACAAAAGAAAGGCAGGAGCAACCUUUUAUAAAAAGACUGGCCUGGGCUCAUUGCCUCAAGCUCUGUUUAAUGGUGUGCCCUUUAUCGGUAAAGAGAUGACUGCUGCAGAGUUAGAGACAGUUAUUCUCCAGAGGAUCACUGAUGCCACAGGGUUCUUCCAGAGAGCAGUUUUCAUGGGUUUGCUAAGUGAUCAUAUGGAUGCAGUAGAUUUCCUCUUGGAUCAGCACAAUGUAGUUUCCCGUAUAAAUCCCACAGUUCUUGACACUAAAAGAACAUAUAUAAAUUUCAUAUCUACAUCAGUUCCUGUUGGUGUGGAAGAUUUCUCCACUUUCUCCUUUUUGGAUGCACAAGAUAAGAGUGCUGUAAUUUCACAGAACAUGAAAUACUUAUCAAAAAAGGGUGAAGAUGUAAUAUAUGCAGUUACCAUCUGGAUUGUUGCUGAUUUUGACAAGCCAGGUGGAAGACAUUUGCUUUCUAAAGCUUUGAAACACCUGAAAACAAGCAAUCAUAUGCGGCUAGGGAUUGUGAACAAUCCAAUGUCAAAAAUAAUGGAAGAUAACACAGCCAUUGCCAGGGCAAUUUUGACUGCCUUUUUAACGCAGAAAAACAGUAACUUAAAAAGUUUCCUAAGUAAGAUAUCUAAGGAGGAGACAGCAAAAGCCCUUGCUACAGGAACUAAAAUUAAGAAAUUGCUUGUUGCGGGAAUGGAUGACAGUACUUUUGAGAAGAAAUACAACACUAUAGGACUGGAUAUAAUUCAGACUCACCAGCUAUUCUGUAAAGAAGUUCUUAAACUGCUUCCUGGGCAAAUGGCUGUUGUCAGCAAUGGUAGGGUCCUGGGUCCUUUGGAUGAAAAUGAAUUCCAUACUGAUGAUUUUCAUUUGUUAGAAAAGAUAACAUUUAGUACCUCAGCAGAGAAGAUUAAAGGCAUUGUCAAAGAGAUGGGGAUCAGCUCGCAGCGUGGUAGUGAUUUGAUUAUGAAAGUGGAUGCCCUACUCUCUUCAUUGCCUAAAAGAGGCGUUAGACAAAAAGUUGAGUUUCUCAAAGAGCAACACAGCGUAGUAAAAAUAGAUCCUAAAGAGAAUGAACCAUUCUAUGAUGUUAUUGCCAUUGUUGAUCCUUUAACAAGAGAAGCACAGAAGAUGGCACAUUUAUUGAUUGUACUUGGAGAUAUUGUCAACAUGAAACUGAGGCUGUUUAUGAACUGUAGAUCUAAGUUGUCAGAAGUUCCUUUGAAGAGCUUUUACCGUUUUGUUCUGGAGCCAGAAUUGUCUUCUGGGGCUGACAAACUCUUUCCUUCUGGACCUGUGGCAAAGUUUCUAGAAAUGCCAGAAACACUACUUUUGACUCUAAACAUGAUCAUUCCUGAAAGCUGGUUGGUUGAAGCAGUAAACAGUUCUUAUGAUCUUGAUAACAUUCAUUUACAGGAUGUAGAAGGAGUUGUUACAGGAGAAUAUGAACUAGAAUAUCUCCUACUUGAAGGACAUUGCUUUGACGUAGCCACUGGACAACCUCCUCGGGGAUUACAGUUCACUCUGGGCAUGAAGAAUAAUCCUGUUAUGUUUGACACCAUUGUGAUGGCCAAUCUGGGGUAUUUUCAGUUGAAAGCAAAUCCAGGAGCGUGGACACUGAGAUUACGCAAAGGAAGAUCGGAGGACAUCUAUCACAUAUUUGCCCAUGAAGGAGCAGAUUCUCCAGUCCACAUGGAAGAUGUUAUUGUGGUAUUAAACAACUUCAGGAGCAAAAUCCUCAAAGUCCAAGUACAAAAAAAACCUGAUAAAGUUGAUGAAGAUCUCCUUAGUAUUGGGGUUAUAGAAGAAAAAGGAGCAUGGGAAUCCAUUACAAGUUUUUCAGGGGAUAUUCAAACAGAAGAAAAAGAGAAGAAAAACAAUGUUCUAAAUAUUUUUUCAGUUGCUUCAGGACAUUUGUAUGAACGCUUUUUAAGAAUUAUGAUGAUUUCUGUUCUGCGUCAUACCAAAACACGAGUUAAAUUUUGGUUUCUGAAAAAUUAUCUUUCUCCUAUGUUUAAGGAAAUUAUUCCUCACAUGGCCAAAGAGUAUCAAUUCCAGUAUGAACUAGUACAGUAUAAGUGGCCCCGCUGGCUUCAUCAACAGACUGAAAAGCAAAGAAUUAUUUGGGGUUACAAAAUUCUUUUUCUGGAUGUUCUUUUUCCAUUGGCUGUGAACAAAAUAAUAUUUGUUGAUGCUGACCAGAUUGUGAGAAGUGAUCUUAAAGAACUUCGAGAUAUUGAUCUAAAUGGAGCUCCUUAUGGAUAUGCUCCCUUUUGUGACAGUCGCAGAGAAAUGGAUGGGUACCGUUUUUGGAAAUCAGGAUAUUGGGCAUCACAUCUAGGAAGAAAGAAGUAUCACAUAAGUGCCUUAUAUGUUGUGGAUCUUAAGACAUUCAGAAAGAUUGCUGCAGGAGACAGACUUCGGGGCCAAUAUCAAGCUCUCAGUCAAGAUCCAAACAGUCUAUCAAACCUAGAUCAGGAUCUUCCCAAUAAUAUGAUUCAUCAGUUGGCCAUUAAGUCUCUCCCUCAAGAAUGGCUCUGGUGUGAAACCUGGUGUGAUGAUGAAUCCAAGAAGAAGGCUAAAACAAUUGAUUUGUGUAAUAACCCCAAAACCAAAGAACCCAAACUACAGGCUGCAUUGAGGAUAGUCCCAGAAUGGGUUCAGUAUGACUCUGAAAUACGAAAGCUAAUAAAGCAAAUUGAAAAAGAGAAGAAAAACUUGACUCAUACAUCUCGAAAAGUUCUUAAGCAUGAUGAACUUUAGUGUCGUUUCCAAAAAGUAGGUGUGAUGGCACAACCGAAUUUUCUUCGUGACAUGGAGUGGAACAUAUACAUACAGCAGAGACACUAUUUUGAACAUUUCAUCAAGUGUGAAGUCAAAUAUUUUGUAACUAAUAUGUUGCUGAAAACAUUCAAUCAGAAUGAGAAGAACAGAUAUAAAAUCAGAUGUAAAAUCAGUAUAUUAAGAUUGUAUAGUUUUGUUUUUAUCAAGGUAGGUGGGGUUUCCUAUUUUUUUAUUGCUUUUCCCUUCAGGAUGGGUGGAUGUUUAGGACUUGGUCCUGUAUCCCGCCCAUACCCAAAACUCCCAGUUUAUAAAAAAUGCUGGAUUGGACCCUUUACAUUUAAGUUGUAAGAGGGUUUUUUCAGAUUGGCUGGUUGUACUCAAAGUAUGUUACACACCAUCAGGCAUUUAAAGAGAUACUUGAAAACAGUUUGUAAUGUUUUGAUUUCCUACACAAAAUCAAAGUUGUGCAAACUUUGUAGUAUAAUGUACAGCUUUUUCUUGUCUAGAAAAUGUUUCCCAAGAACAAUUCAGAGCAUUGCAAGGGCCAGUUGCAAAACAUAGUUUAUUACUGAAAUCUAGCGCUUUUAAAUUUAUUUUAAAUAUUUUUGAUUGAUCUGAAGUUUUUGGAAGCAGAUAUGUCUUUUUUUCAUAUAUUGUGCAAGCUUGAUGCACUAAAUUAUCCAUUUUAAAAAGUCAACUAAUAGGUGUAACGUGUCAUUAUUUAUAAUUUCAGUACAGUCUGGUUUUUUAUAUGUUCACUUCCUUUAUCAUAUUUGAAAUACAGUACUAUAACUGUUACUGUGUUCCAUAAUUAUUCUAUCUGAAAACAAGAUCUGAAAACAUUCAACAGGGAAUUAGGAUAGUUUUCAGAGAUUGGAGCAGUGUGUUUGAAACACAGAAUCUAUAAACAUUUAAAAAUAAUAAACUACAAUGAAACAACUAUCUUACAUAAGGCCAGAUUCGAUUGUUGAAUAUAUGUACACAUCUCCCAUUUAUUCAAUAUAUGUAAGAGAACAAAUGAUACUUUAAAAAGGAAACAACUUCCUAGUCAAGCUUUUGCUGUUGGUUUUUUUUGUUUUGUUUUCUUUUUUGAGAUUUUACUUAUGCCCCUUUGCACUAAUGUUUUGCAAUGGUUUCUUUUUUAGAAUUUCCAAGUUUCAGAACUCUUGUUAAAUGAAAAGCUAAACCCCUAUAUCUUUAAAGUAAACCUUUGUCCCUGUUAGCAUUAUUCCUUAGCUGGCUAGGAAAUUUCUCUUACAAAGCCAUAAAAGAUUGAUAAUUUGUUAUUUAUAGAUAUUUUUGAUUAAUUUUGUGAAAUCUUCUAGUCAGCAUCCCAUUUCAUGCAAAUAAAUGUUAAGAAAAAAGAUCAUAGUUUUAUUAGAGAUGGUGUUUAAAUGAUACCUGUUAUCCAAAAUAAAUAUAAGUUGAUGGAACUGUUUUAAAGAUUUAAUGGGACAGAUACCUUUUAUUUUCUCCAGUGUCGCAUGUGUUUAUAGGUGAUAUUUUACAUCCUUUCCUUUUCUGUUUUUAUUUAUUGAAGCAUAUUUUCAAGGCCCACUAAUAUGAAACCUUCAGUGUGAAAUGUUGUUUUGCUUGUAAAAUAAAGGGCUCCAAUAAAUACA
Molecule: messenger RNA, 5957 nt
Organism: Pelodiscus sinensis (Chinese soft-shelled turtle)
Lineage: Eukaryota; Metazoa; Chordata; Testudines; Trionychidae
Source: RefSeq, a predicted model, not a curated record